AGCAUGAAAUUAAAUAUAAAUAAACAUUUGAAUUUAGAGGAUUUAAAUGAUCCUACAUAUUUUUUCAUACCAAUAUUGGAUGAAUCUAUGGUAUAUGCUACACAUGUAACAAUAUCUUUAAUUUCAAAUCCUCAUAAUUGCUCAUUUGACUUUAUUCAAAAUUUGUUACAACAAUUUUUCUCAUCUCCAAAAUAUCUACGUUCAAAUGAUAUUAUUAGUGUCAAUGUACAGAAAUAUGUGCCGGAGAUAAAGUGCAAUACAAUAGCAUCAACAUGGAAUACACUACAUUUUAGAAUAAAUAAAAUAUACAUUAAAAAUAAGCAAUUAUCUAGAGAUGGAGGUUUUGCUAUUUAUAGCAUAACACGCAUAAUUCAAAAUGAAAAUAAAAACAGUUAUUUUCCACGUAAAUGCCUAUGUGAUAUUGCAAUUCACAUAGAAGAAUCCUUAGUAAGUAAGUGGGUACCAAUCUGGAACAAAUUAAUUGAAGAAAUACAACUUUGCGUUUCUCCAUUUUUACAAAAAGAUAUUUGUAUCCAUGUAAAACCAAUAUUUCUUAUGGAAGGUCCAGCUGGUAGCGGCAAGUCUUUGCGUAUCAAAAUUCUUGCAGAAAUAUUAGGACUACAUUUAUUGAUAGCAGACUUUGUUAAUAUUCAAUGCCCGACAUUUGUUAAAACUGAACAAAAUUUGCAGCAAAUUCUAAGCGAAGCUGAAAAAUGUAAACCAUGUAUACUAAUGCUACAAAAUAUUCAUAUAUUUGGUGUUAAUUCUCAAGGCCAAAAGAAUGAAAAAGUUCUUCAGAAAUUUGAGACUGAAAUUGACCUAUUAUACAGUGAAAAAAGAGAGUAUCCAAUUAUUAUAAUAGCAACAUCGGAUAUAUCUGAAAUUCCAAUAGAUACUGAAAAGAUAUUUACUGAAAUAAUUGCUGUUAAGGAUUUAGAAGAGGAAGAUAGAUAUCAAUUGUUAUCUUGGUUUAUAGAAAGUAAGGGUUUAAAACACCAGGCAGACUUACAACAAAUAAGUAAAAUGUGUUCAAAUUUUGUGUUAGCUGACCUCGAAGCCCUUGUACUAUAUGCCACAAAAAAUCGUUAUAAAAUAGUUAAUUCUUCAAAUGAAAGCGAUAUUUUAGAAUUAUUUAACGAAGACUUUAUUUUUGCAUAUGAGUAUAUGAAAUCUUUAUUUUCUAAUGAAAUUGGUUCACCACAUGUUCCAAAAGUUCAUUGGGAAGAUAUUGGAGCGCUGGCCGAUGUAAAACAUGAAAUCAUACGUAGAAUUAAAAUGUCUUCACUGAAUAUUUCAGGCCUAAAUAAGUCUGGUAUUCUUUUGUAUGGACCACCUGGAACUGGCAAAACUUUAUUAGCAAAGGCAGUGGCCACAGAAUGUCAGCUUCAUUUCUUAACUGUAAAAGGGCCAGAAUUAUUAAAUAUGUAUAUUGGACAAAGUGAAAAAAAUAUUAGAAAAGUGUUCGAGCGAGCGAGAUCAGCAGCCCCAUGCAUAAUAUUUUUCGACGAGCUAGACUCCUUGGCGCCAAAGCGAAGCGAAAAGGGUAACAAUACGUCCAUGCAUCGGGUUGUCUCGCAGCUACUCGUUGAAUUGGACGGGCUCGAGGACGUAAGCAGAAUCUUCGUGAUAGGCGCGACCAAUCGUCCGGACCUCAUUGAUCCAGCUUUAUUGAGGCCAGGUCGUUUCGACAAGAUGCUUUAUGUAGGGGUGUGCUCAGAUCCUGACUCGCGUUUGAGUAUCCUGAAGGCCUUGACGCGGCGCUUCAAGAUGGAAAAGCACGGCCAAGAACUGGAAACCCUCGUACAUCAGCUACCGGACAAUUUAACCGGGGCCGACCUCUCCUCAGUCUGUUCGAAAGCUUGGUUAAGAGCUGUGCACAGAACUCUGGCAAAUGCGAAUUCCAAUGAGAAACUUAUCGAUGAUGUGAUAGUUAGACUGGAUGAUUUCGUGCAGGUUAGUGGGGAAUUAGUGCCUUCGGUUAGCAAAGAAGAAUUGAUACGCUAUAAAAAACUUGAGAACCAAUUAUCCUGGAAAUGAUUUGUCGAUUCGAUCUGUGCGUUUGUAUUGUGUACAAUGUAUUUGUCUGUAGGACGUUAUAUAUAUUAUAACUUCAGGAUGUAAUUAAAAUGAAUGGGAGAUAUAUAUAU
Ceratosolen solmsi marchali is the source of this 2147-nucleotide messenger RNA. RefSeq names its product peroxisomal biogenesis factor 6 (gene Pex6). The transcript is spliced from 6 exons. Gene Ontology annotation, cellular component: cytosol; peroxisomal membrane. The record is from RefSeq and is a predicted model, not a curated record. NCBI's taxonomy places the organism in Eukaryota, Metazoa, Arthropoda, Insecta, Hymenoptera, Agaonidae. Gene Ontology annotation, molecular function: ATP binding; ATP hydrolysis activity. Gene Ontology annotation, biological process: protein import into peroxisome matrix. Bases 4 to 2037 code for a protein of 677 amino acids.